Alternaria atra is the source of this 2556-nucleotide messenger RNA. RefSeq lists its product as uncharacterized. Lineage: Eukaryota; Fungi; Ascomycota; Dothideomycetes; Pleosporales; Pleosporaceae. The record is from RefSeq and is a predicted model, not a curated record. Gene Ontology annotation, biological process: positive regulation of transcription by RNA polymerase II; negative regulation of transcription by RNA polymerase II. Gene Ontology annotation, molecular function: DNA-binding transcription factor activity, RNA polymerase II-specific; zinc ion binding; RNA polymerase II cis-regulatory region sequence-specific DNA binding. The transcript has 4 exons. Bases 1 to 2556 code for a protein of 851 amino acids.
AUGGAGGUACAGUCGCCCCAAGAUACGUCCAACAAGGGCAUGCUCCAGGAUGCCAUAUUCCCAGCAUUUGGCAACGAUGCGGGCACCCCCAAUGUUGAAUCGCCAGAGCAACUGCAGAAGAACGACCCGCUGGGCACGCAAAUCUGGAAAUUGUAUUCCCGGGCAAAGACGCAGCUUCCCAAUGCAGAGCGCAUGGAGAACUUGACAUGGCGAAUGAUGGCCAUGAACAUGCGUCGCGCCGAGAUGGAUCGCAAUAAAGGGCCCGCUCCGGAUGCGCAAAACAAUGAAAUGAUGAUGCUGCCGCCGCCGCCAACAACAACAACUUCUUCGAGCGCAAGACCGCCGCCAAGAUCCGCCCCGAGCGGCAUCGCCCAGCAGUUGAGGAAGUCGCAGGACCAGCAGGCCCAGGUACAGCACAACUCACCCCAGGACGCCAUGAACCUAGACGAUUUUAUAUUUCCCUCAUCCGUCGGCAGUCCUGCAGGCCUGUCGCCCGAAUUGUCGAAUGAGGAUGCGGCUCCAUUUAAUCCAACGGCCCCAGCGAUACCGAUAAGAAAGCCGCAUCUAGCCAACGACCAUAAUCUCUCCCUCGCCCGCGCAUCCGCACCUUCAGUACCUCCUACCAUCCAGAGAGAGGAUGAAUUUGGCUACGUUCCGCGACACGUCCGCAAGACGAGCAUCGACGAGCGACGGCCUCCCAAGCGGCGCGCAGAAGCCUCUCCUUUGGUCCCUCCCGUCAACAGUAUCAUGAUACCCACCGAUGCCCAGACCGAGGCCGACCUGCACCACUACUCGCUCGACAACCACUCCAUGCAGCCCCCCACCUUCCCAGCCUCACAGGCACAGGUCCCCUUCUCCAUAGAUACCUUCUCCAUGCAAGAGGACCCCGUCAUACAUUCUGCUGGACCCUACCAGCAGAGCUUCUCAGGCUUCUCUCCUGUCGGCUCGCCCCUCAUGAGCCACAACGCCUUCAACUCCAACAUGUUCAACCAACACUCCAUGGCGUCCUCCCUCAACUCUACCGACUACUACUCUCCGCCCAGCUCCGCUUUCCCCUCCACCGUCUCCACUCCACAGCCCAUACCUGAGGAUAACCAGAUGUACUUUGACAGGAGUGGCAUGGACAUUCGCAACUCACAUGGCGGCGCCUCGUAUGGACCCCACCGGCCCUCCAACCUGUCAACUUCCAUGCAGCCACAGUUCAUCUUCAACCCUGGAGCUGGUGGUCACGACUCUGUCUUCAGUCCUGUGACAAGCGCUAGCUCCUCACUACCAUUCUCAGCCUCGUCGUUCGGCCAGUCGAGUCACGUAGAUCCGUCUCAAGUACUCCAUAACCACCUACCGUUACGACAGCAGCACGAGAUGCAGAUGGGACGUCAGGAGAACAUGUUUACCUUCGGCGCAGAUUCAGACGCCGAGGAUGAUGAAGGAAGCGCGUUUGCAGACCGCACUAUGCCAUCACAAGAUUACUCGCAUAUGGAGGAUGGCUCACUUGAUUUCAACAAUGGCUACCAAUGGGAGACGAAUCUUUCAAAUCAGUUCAAUCCCAUGCAGGCGCGAUAUCCAGCCGGGCCCCCACGCAAGACUGUCACAAUUGGUGGAACCGAGAUGGUGCACUCACCGCAAGAUCACUGGAGCCCUGGCGGCAGUCUUGGGCGGACGCAUGGCUCGGCUGCCUCUGUAAGCGACAUACGCAAUCGAGGGAGCGAUCCACGACGCCAGAAAAUACCCCGCACUAGCUCAACUCCCAACGCUGCUGGAAUGCUGCACCAGGGCAUGCACGGCCUAGUUUCCUCGCCCAAUUCACCGCCAGAGUCAGGCUUUAGUUCUGCAGCCCCAUCACGACCUCAGAGUCCAGGUGGCUCAAAGCAAGGCGAAGGCGGUGCCCCGACAACUUGCACCAAUUGUUUUACCCAGACGACGCCUUUGUGGCGGCGCAACCCUGAGGGACAUCCACUUUGCAAUGCAUGCGGCCUAUUCUUGAAACUGCAUGGCGUUGUUCGGCCCUUGUCCCUGAAGACCGAUGUCAUCAAAAAGCGCAAUCGGGGUAGCGGCAAUGCACCUGUAGGCACGACAUCCACGCGAUCUUCCAAGAAAUCCUCCCGAAAGAACUCAAUCGCGCACACUCCAGUGACGACGCCCACGUCCCACAAAGCCGCCGAGUCGGAGUCUCCAAAAUCCACCGGCUCUGGUGGAGGAGCCUCCGGUACUAUGUCCAAUGUUACCACUCCAACAUCUUCGAAACCGAGCGGUGUAGUUCCAAUUGCCCCUGGCCCGCCAAAGUCCAACAGCUCUGUAAACUUGGCUCAGACUCGCGGUGUUACUGUUGCGCCGAAACGUGUUCGUGGCCAAAGCAAAACCGAGUCACAGGAGCUAGAGAUGGCAGAUGCGGACGACACGAAUGGAAGAGCGCCUCUGCGCAGAAAGGACACCGCCAUCGCGAGUCCCAGUCCUUUCCCAGGUCAGAAUCUCGGUGCCCUCCCGAUGGGUGCUAUGGGUCAAGGCUUGCAGUCAUCCGGUCCUGCUGAAUGGGAAUGGUUGACCAUGAGCUUGUGA